CCAAUCAAAGAGAAGAGAAGAGAAGAGAAGACAAGGAGUAGUAGAAAAAGAAGAAGAGGCCGUAAAUGGCUCUUCUUUUGUGCUCUAAUCACCUGGCGUUCAACGCCUUGCCCUCUCGUUCAGCACCGCUUACAAUUUUCACCGCCACUACUUACAGGAUGCAAAUGAAUCCCGUUAUUGACCCACAUCCGAAAUCUUUCAAUGGAGUUCGACUUCACAUGCCUGUGGUUGUCAAAAGGUCGGUUUCACUAGUUGUGAAGGCUUCUUCUGAUCCAAUUGAGGGUACUGAGGCCCUUUCAGGUAUCAAGGAAGAGGUGGUACCUGUUGAUAAGCUUCCGUUGGAGUCGAAGCUGAAAAAAAGGCUGGAGGAAAAGACGAGGAUGAAGCUGGCCAAGAAGAUAAGACUUCGAAGGAAGAGACUUGUUCAGAAACGAAAACUCAGGAAGAAAGGGCGAUGGCCUCCUUCAAAGAUGAACAAGUUGAAGAAUGUCUAACCUUUACUUAAAGGUUUCUUGCAGGUAAGCUGUUACAAGAAAUUUGGUUUAUUUAGCCACUCCCAUCUGGGAGUACUAACUGUUUUUGUCUAGGUCGCUACUUCAACAUCUGAGCUUUAUCAAACCAAUAUUUAAAUCAGGUGCAGUCAUUUUAACUGAAAAUUUUGAACUGCUGAUUGUAUAUACUUUAGGCAAUGUGAUCCUCCUGCUGAUUGGAGAUAUAUACGUAGAUUGAACACAAAAAUUAGAGAGUUAGGAUAGCACAUCAUGAUUCUAGUAUUUACAGGCCAGCAGGAUGAAUGUGUAGCUUUUGAUAGUUCUGCCACAUAGCACUCACUUGCAGUCAGUUUUGACAUGGGAAAGAACUCAACCCUGAUAAUGGUAGGAGAUCUGGACAAUCAAUUGCACCCAGAGGAAGAUAGAUGAACUGUUGUACUCUGUAGCUGAGCUUAGAAGAUGAUUCAUUUGUGUUGUGAUACUCUGAACCC
Molecule: messenger RNA, 982 nt
Organism: Argentina anserina (silverweed cinquefoil)
Lineage: Eukaryota; Viridiplantae; Streptophyta; Magnoliopsida; Rosales; Rosaceae
Product: 50S ribosomal protein 5, chloroplastic
Exons: 3
Coding region: 66-494 (142 amino acids)
Biological process (GO): plastid translation
Cellular component (GO): chloroplast thylakoid membrane
Source: RefSeq, a predicted model, not a curated record